AACAUCUCAACAGUUUUCCAUUUUGGUCUAGUUCUUCAUCUCUAAAUCUUCAAGCAAGUUGGCCACUAUAACAUGAUGAACUUCUUAAAUUUUCCAAAUAUCCUUCACCCUAACCCUAUACUCCACAUUCUACAUUCUCUGUUCAUAAUCUCAAGCAUUCCCUUCGCUCUCUCUGAGAUCAAGAACACGCACAUUCUUGAUGAUUCUCGUCCGCUGAUCUUAUUCGAACGAUUUGGUUUCACAGAAGCCGGUCAUGUAGACAUUUCUAUAAAAGAUGUUUCUUGGAAAACAAAAUAUCAUAAAGCAGAAUAUAGCCCUUCUUCAAUGGGAUUUUUCCUAGCUAAAGAGGCUUUUUUUUUAAGAAUCAUGAACGAAUCACAGUACGCAGAACCUUUCUGUCUUCUAUCAAGCCGGUAUGUACAACUCAUAUUCAAGUUUGAUAACCUCACUGUUAAUUCAACUAACACUGGGUCCAUAGCUAUUGAUGAUCCUGAUGAAUAUAGUCUUGUUUUCGGGAACUGUCAGCCUGAAUUUGAAGUGUCAAUGUACGUACAUACAGAAAUGUAUAAUCUUAAAUAUGGGGUAAAAGAUUUCCUUCCUGCAGGCCAGACUCACCUGCCUAGACUUUACUUUAUAUUCUUCCUUAUUUAUGCUUGUUUCUUGGGUCUUUGGAUUUUCAUCUGCAUCAAACAAAGACCAACUGUUGACAAGAUCCAUUUAAUUAUGGGUGCAUUGCUUCUUGUCAAGGCACUGAAAAUGAUCUGUGCAUCUGAGGACAAAAUGUACGUAAGCAGAACUGGAACUCCUCAUGGAUGGGAUGUAGCAUUCUACAUUUUUGGAUUCUUUAAAGGCAUAAUGUUGUUCACUGUCAUAAUCCUGAUAGGAACAGGAUGGUCAUUCCUGAAACCAUACCUUCAGGAAAGGGAAAAGAAUGUCCUGAUGAUAGUAAUUCCUCUUCAGGUUCUCGAAAACAUAGCUUAUGUUGUUAUUUCUGAGACAGGACCGGCUACUAAAGAUUGGAUGACGUGGAAUCAGAUGUUCUUGUUGAUCGAUGUCAUAUGCUGUUGCGCUGUGUUUUUUCCUAUCAUUUGGUCGAUUCGAAGUCUUCGAGAGGCAUCGAAAACAGAUGGAAAAGCUGCCAGGAACCUUCAGAAAUUGACCCUUUUCAAGCAAUUCUAUAUAUUUGUGGUGGGAUAUUUGUACUUUACAAGAAUAGUGGUCUCCUCGAUAGGGGCUCUUCUGGAUUACAGAUUUCAAUGGAUUAUGAAUGCUCUCGCUGAAGGUGCAAGCCUGGUUUUUUAUGUUUUCAUAUUCUAUAAUUUUCAGCCUAUAGAAAGGAAUCCUUACUUGGUGAUUGAUGAUGAAGAAGAAUCUGCUGCUAGCCAAAUAUUGCAAGAAGACGACUCCUUCGAACUCUAGAUUUCAACUCUCUUGGAUUUUAGUAUCAAUUCUGUUCAGUGACAAAUGUUACAUCAGUAGUAGUUCAUCUACAAAAAUGUUUCAAGAUUUGAUUCAAGUUCAUACUAUAUUCUCUAGUC
Molecule: messenger RNA, 1538 nt
Organism: Ricinus communis (castor bean)
Lineage: Eukaryota; Viridiplantae; Streptophyta; Magnoliopsida; Malpighiales; Euphorbiaceae
Product: protein CANDIDATE G-PROTEIN COUPLED RECEPTOR 7
Exons: 1
Coding region: 73-1419 (448 amino acids)
Biological process (GO): transport
Cellular component (GO): Golgi apparatus; membrane
Source: RefSeq, a predicted model, not a curated record